Molecule: messenger RNA, 3330 nt
Organism: Limulus polyphemus (Atlantic horseshoe crab)
Lineage: Eukaryota; Metazoa; Arthropoda; Merostomata; Xiphosura; Limulidae
Exons: 5
Coding region: 49-1815 (588 amino acids)
Source: RefSeq, a predicted model, not a curated record
GAUUUCUGCGUUGGGUCACUUUGGUGGAUAUCUAUCGUAUACUUAAUUAUGCUGAUAGUAAUAUUGUUUGUUAGAGGUCAUUUCUUUGGAACUGAUAAACUAAUUACCAUGGUUACAAAGAAACAGUCCAAAUACACAUGGUUACUCCCAGUUCUGAGGUUGCAGUGGAAUGUUAUUUUACCUGUCACUUACUUGGUUCUGUCGAUUUCCUUCUGGAGAGUCGGAAAUGCAGCAUCCACGUGGACUGAUUUCGCAGACAAUUAUGGCUACUGGGCACCGUGGUUAAGGAAGUUAUCUCUGCUGAUACAAGUAAUACCCCUGUUGAUCAUAGCUGGAACUACCAUGAUUCAGGGGGUUCAUUAUCUGAGGACUUCCUCAUCACAAUCAUUUCAUGAGAUAGCCCAAUCGUGGUGUUGUCCUGUAUUUACCUUAGUAAACAUCACUUCAGAUGAUUUUAUUAACGAUACCUUAACAUCAGGAAUGAACAACUCAGCCUACGAGGAAGAUCCUCCACCAAAAUAUACACCACCUCCAUCCUAUUCUACUGCCACUGCCCGGAUGAUGGCAAGAUUUUUAAAUCAAAAUGAUUCGUCAUUACCAACUACCCCAGUACAACCUCUUUCUUCAACAGAAAAUAAUAAUUUGUAUUCUGAGAUAGGACUUGUGUCAUUUAAUCCUUGCCUGGAAAAAGAUAACAUUAGAAAAGUAUCUCCUUUUUAUUCUUCUGCAAACGCCCGGUUGGUGGGGAAUAUUUUAAAUCAAGCUCAUUCAUCAUUUGUUUCUUGUGAAGCGCAAUCUGCUAAUCACGCCAACUUGAAAGCAUCUACUUCCUAUCCUUCUGGAACUGUGAAGAAGCUAGUAAAGUUUUUAAAUCGGAGUCAAUCAUCAACAGCUGACACAAUUCCUGUAGAAGAAAGAGCGCCAUCUAUGUCUUCCACCCAAGAAUUUACUACUUAUAAGCUUCAACCAAAAAAACACUUCAAUUCAAAAGUGUCUUCCUAUUCUUCUGCAACUGCUAGAAAAAUUGUGAAGAUUUUAAAUCGAAGUCAUUCAUCAUCAGCAGCUACCACAGAACAACCUCUUUUUUCCCCAGAAAUUUUUUCUUUUACAGAACCUUAUCAUGAAAAUAAUACAGACUCCAAAGCGUCUACCUACUCUUCUGUAACAGGUCUAAUGAUGGAGAUAUCGCUAAAUCGAAACUAUUCAUCCCUAGCGACGACAACAGAACAACCCAUGUUUUCGACAGAAGAUAAUUUUGAUUCUAUAGUAGAUUUUGUAUCUUCUGAACCUCAACCUAAAAACCAAGUCGACUACAAAGUGUCCACUUCCUAUUCUCCUACAACUGUUCGGAUGAGGGAAGAAUUCUUAAAUCGAAGUCAUUCAUCACUAGCGGUUCCUACAGAACAAUACGCUACUUCAGCAGAAACUCCUUCUUUUACAAAACCUCAUCCUUCAAAUCAAACUUCCUCCAAAGCGUCUACCUAUUCUUCUGCAACUGGUCGGAUGGUGGGGAAAUUUCUAAAUCGAAGUCAGUCAUUAUUAGAGACUAUCAAAGAACAAUCCAUUUUUUCGUCAGAAAGUACUUCUUUUACAGAGCCUUGUCCUGAAAGUCACACCUCUUCCAAAACGUCUACCUAUUCUUCUGCACCUGGUCGGAUGAUGGGAAUAUCUCUAAACCGAAGCCAUUCGUCCCUAGCGACGACCACAGAACAACCCAUGUUUUCGUCAGAAGACGAUUUUUAUUCUACAGCAGACCUUGUUUCUUUUGAAACUCAACCAGAAAACCAAACCGACUUCGAAGUGUCCAACUCAUAAUCUCCUGAAACUGGUCUGAUAAGGAAGAUAGUCUUAAAUCGAAGCCACUCAUCACCAGCAGUUGCUACAGAGCAAUCCUUUUCUUUAGCAGAAAUUCCUUUUUUCAAACACAGUAGAACUUGUUACAUUGGAACUUCAACCUGAAAACCAAAUCUACUCCCACUUUCAUGAAAAUGGACAGAAUUUGAUGAAGUUUUCAAACCAAAGUCUUUCGUCAAUCACAAAAACAGAUCAUUUAUCUUACCCCUUUUUUUCUCCACAGAAGAUCAAAUUUCCUUUAAACUUUAAACUGAAGACAAUGACUACUUAAAAGUAGAACCUAUUUGUUACGAAGCUCAGCCAAAAAAAAAACGGAUGAAUUCAACAUUAGAUAAAUAUCUAUCUAUCUACAAGGAAAUGUUUUACAGAGCUUGGAAGAAGUGAUGCGAUAACAACCCUUGACAUUUCGUGAAAGAGCAUAUUUAGUCUCAAUUAAUCAAAUAUUAAGGGAACUGAAUUUAGAUGAAUUAUUAACAAUAUGCCUGUGUUGUGAGAAAUAUUGUAUGCAUGAUAUUUUGUAAUAAUAGAAAUUAUAAUUUUAGUAAGAUAGCCUGGCACGCUCGUGUAUAUUUUAAAAUUGCAGUAGUUGAGUACAUUAUACUAAAACGAUUUUGGAGACUUACCAACUCGUUACAAUUCAUGUCGCCACGUCCGGUCGUGCUCUGUCUGACGGCCGUACAUCUUGACAAUAUCCCUGCUGUGUAAUCUCAUUAAAAAGGGCACUGUCGUAAAGUUGUUACGUCAAAAACACUCAAGUAGUCGCUGUUGCUUUCCAUAAUCCAUUUUGUGUAGGAGGACGAAUGCAUCCCAAUGCGAGUUUAAGCAAUCUAAUCGAAAAAAAUCUGUAGAAGACUUGACUGGUAUGCCUUCGUAUGGUAUAGCAUGAAUACCCGUUUCAUUCUUGAACUUCUCGAAUGUCGUAGAAACAACUUGUAUACAGUUGUAUACAUGUAUACAGAUGAAGGUCCUUCUGGAUUAUGUUUACUGUUGCCUGGAACACGUGGACGGUUUUAACCAUUGUCCUUUGUUAUGAGGAUUUCUAAAUGUUAUAUAAGAUGUUGCAUUUGCUUAUCAUGUCUGGGAUACGAAUUAUUGCAUGUCUCAUUCUGGAUGGUGUUGGUGGUAUAAGUUGAUUCAUAUUUCUUUAUUUUCCAAUGUCAGCAAGUAUAAUGGAUAUUCUCGUCUUGGAAAUUUUAAAUCUUAAUAUGUGAACUCAUCUUAAUGAUCUGAAGAUAAGAAUAUUUUGCGACAGAAAGUGAUAAUACAUACUAUUCCAAAAAGCGAUCAGUUUUCAGUAGCAUCACAUUAUCUACGACACGCCAAACAGUGUAAUGAUGCAGUUUAGAUAUUAUGCUGUUCUACCAUGACUUUAUGUCAGCUGUGUUGGGUCACGUGAAAUGCUGAAUUGGAUAUUUAAAAUCAUUUGAAUAUAACGUACUCAUCCCCCCCCCUACUAUAUAUAUAUGACAUCAAUCU